Acanthopagrus latus (yellowfin seabream) is the source of this 945-nucleotide messenger RNA. Its product is annotated as olfactory receptor 5B12-like. The transcript has a single exon. Gene Ontology annotation, biological process: G protein-coupled receptor signaling pathway. NCBI's taxonomy places the organism in Eukaryota, Metazoa, Chordata, Actinopteri, Spariformes, Sparidae. The record is from RefSeq and is a predicted model, not a curated record. Gene Ontology annotation, molecular function: G protein-coupled receptor activity; olfactory receptor activity. Gene Ontology annotation, cellular component: membrane. Bases 1 to 945 code for a protein of 314 amino acids.
AUGGAAAGCAACACGACAGUCUCGGGCGAUAUCCUAGAGAUCCAGGGCUUUGACGUGUCUCCAGAGUUUGUGUAUCCUCUGUUUUUCCUCCUGCUGUUUGUAUACUUUUCAUUGCUCUUUUCUAACAUUGGAGUCCUUGUUCUCAUCAUCACUGAGAAGAGUUUGCACCAGCCAAUGUAUAUGCUGUUUUGCAACCUGUCUGUGAAUGAUCUCAUAGGUAACACAGUCCUACUGCCUCAGCUGAUGGCUCACAUCAUUUCAACAGAGCGGUUCAUCACCUACAACCAGUGUGCCGUUCAAGCCUUUUGCAGCCACACGUUCGGCUCAGCCUCUCAUAUCAUUCUCAUCAUUAUGGCAGUUGACAGAUAUGUGGCGAUAUGUCACCCCUUAAGGUACAGCUCAAUAAUGACCACCAAUACUGUGAUCGGGCUGUCAGUGUCUGCAUGGGGGAUGUCAUUCCUGCUCGUGUCUAUUCUGAUCGGUCUCACAGUGAGGCUGUCCCGCUGUAGGUCACUGAUACAAAACGCCUACUGUGAUAACGCAUCACUGUUCAAGCUCUCCUGCGACGAUGUGUCCAUCAACAAUAUCUAUGGGCUCUUUUUCACCGUGCUGCUGUUUAGUUGCUCAAUCGGAGGCAUAGCUGUCACCUACUUCCGGAUAGCUCUCAUCUGCUGGAUCAGGAAAAACAAAGAGCUGAACAACAGAGCGCUGCAAACAUGCGCGAGCCACCUCGUUCUUUAUCUCAUCAUGCUCUGGUCGGGGUUUUUAACAAUCAUAUUGCAUCGUUUCCCAGAUUACCCAGACUUGAGGAAGAUUGCAUACAUUUUAUUUCAUGUGGUCCCUGCUAAUUUAAAUCCUGUCAUUUAUGGAAUGCAAACAAGGUCAUUACGGGAUAAAAUCAUGCAAAUACUGCAAAGAAAAGUGAUUCCAUUAAGACAUGCUUAG